AUGUUUGCGGCCGUAGCAAAAGUGAAAGACGCCGCCGUCAACGGCGCUGACGAGAAAGACUGCAUGCUCACCGCGUCGUUUGAGGCAACGCAGCUCUUCAUCGACGAUGGCCGACAGCGGGAGUUCGCGCCGGGCGCCGCCGCCAGAGCCAUGCCGGGACUGCGGGAGCAGCGGAAGACGCGGCAGCACUGUGACGUAGUUUUCCGCACGACAGACAACACCGAAGUUUGGGCGCAUCGCUUCGUGAUGUGCGCCAAAUACUCAGGUUGCUAUGCACUCUUCACCAUCGCGAAAGAGAGCAUGGCUCCAGAGGAGAGGAAAAGGGUGGGUUGCCCACCUGUUCGAGCGGUUAUCAAGGACCUAGAAGGCGACUUCAUCAAGCUUCUGGUAGACUUUGCCUACCACAUACCAAUGCACGAACGCAUCGGCAAGCACAAUAUCGUCAAGGUACUCGAACUCGCCGAGGUACUGAAGCUGGUGGAGAUUCAACAUCACUGCCUGAAGACACUUAAAGAGGACCUAGAACCAGAAAACUGCAUUGAAACAUACCACCUUGCAACCAGCCAUGGAUACGAAUACCUUGCCAAAGAAGCCCUUCGCUACCUGGUUCGCAGCUUUGAUGAGGUGUGGAAGAACAACGCGCAGUUUGUAGCUCUCACCGUUCAGGAGAUGAAUUCCAUCCUAGAAAACGACCGGCUGAACGCACCGAGCGAAGUGGAAGAGACCUUCCAGGCUAUCUUCAAGUGGAUCUCCGCUGACGUUGCCGCAAUGAAGGAGUACCUCGCCAGGUUCCUGCCUCUGGUUCGCUUCGUACAAUGCAGCGCCACAGAAUUCGAAAAGGUUGUAUCCCACCCAGAAGUCCAGAAUGACGAGAGGAGCAUGAAAGUGCUCAGCGUCAUCCAUCAGACGCUCACCCAGCACUCACUGGAGGUAGGCAAAGUGUCCAUCAUCGACCUGUCUUCAAAGCAGUGGCUCACACCUCGCGUGCCCAAAGACAUCCUGUUCGUUUUCGGUGGACUGACGUCGACUGCCACGAACAAAAUGUUCACGUUCAAUGGCCGCGCCCAGAAGUGGCGCGUUAUGGGAAGCCAGAACACAACUCCAAGGGCGUACCACAGCGCGGCUGUGAUCAACUCGUGUAUUUACUUCGUGGGCGGCUUCAACGGACGUGAGUGCUAUCAUUCGGUGGUGUGUUUCAACGUGCCCCUCGCCAGGUGGAGCACCAAAGCAAACAUGGCCUUCGCACGCUGCUACGUCAGUGUUGCCGUUUUGCAGGGCAGCAUCUACGCCAUGGGUGGUUUUGACGGGCGUGCGCAUACCAGGACCGUGGAGUGCUAUGACAUUAUGGUGAACCAGUGGUCCCUGGUGGCGGACAUGACUGAAGCCCGCAGCAACGCCAGCGCCGCAGUAGCUCAUGGCCGCAUCUACAUCGCUGGCGGCUUCACAGGUGCCACGAUUCUCGACAGCAUUGAAUCUUACGACCCAUCUACCAACAUCUGGACCCAUAUUACCACUAUGUCAUCUCCAAGAAGCGGCGCCAAGGUCGUGGCCCACAAGGGCAUGUUGUACAUCAUCGGAGGCUACAAUGGAGUCACGCGACUUUCCAGCUUGGAGAAGCUCGACGUAAGGAGAGGUCGUAUAUUUCAGCUACCCAGCAUGCCCCACGCCAAAAACAGCUUCGCAGCCGUCGUCCUUGAUGGCUGCAUUUAUGUCAUCGGGGGCUACAACGGUAUGAGAAUGGUCCAGCUUGUUGAAAGGUACGACAUAGCAAACCGCCAGUGGUUUGCAGCUCCCCAGAUAUCGACCAACUGCAGCGACUCUGCCGCCUGCGUCGUUGAGGACGUCGCCGACCCGGCGGAAGAGCCCGACCUCCGAAGGCUCUAUGCUACCGACUUACCUGCCAUGCCCACUCCAAGGUGCAACUUCAUUGCAGCCAUCCUCGCAGCUGCAUACACACUAUCGGUGGCUUCUUAG
Rhipicephalus microplus (southern cattle tick) is the source of this 1974-nucleotide messenger RNA. RefSeq lists its product as uncharacterized. The record is from RefSeq and is a predicted model, not a curated record. Gene Ontology annotation, molecular function: protein binding. Lineage: Eukaryota; Metazoa; Arthropoda; Arachnida; Ixodida; Ixodidae.